This is a messenger RNA of Ostreococcus tauri, 573 nucleotides long. Its product is annotated as Fis1, C-terminal tetratricopeptide repeat. The record is from RefSeq and is a predicted model, not a curated record. Gene Ontology annotation, molecular function: protein binding. The transcript has a single exon. Gene Ontology annotation, biological process: mitochondrial fission; peroxisome fission; autophagy of mitochondrion. Lineage: Eukaryota; Viridiplantae; Chlorophyta; Mamiellophyceae; Mamiellales; Bathycoccaceae. The coding region runs from base 1 to 573 and encodes 190 amino acids. Gene Ontology annotation, cellular component: mitochondrial outer membrane; peroxisomal membrane.
AUGAACUUCGUGCGCGACGUCGCGCACUCACUCGAGCGCACACUCGGUAUUUCCUCCGCGGACGACCUAGACCUCAGGCGUACCGACGUUGCCGCCGUCUCGCACGCGCUGGGCGAGCUCGGGAGAUUACAAUCUGAGCUCUCUCGCUCGGCGCCCUCUGUAGACGCUUCGGACGUCCAGAAGGCGCGAUUCACCGCGACUUGGACCUUGGCGCACAGCGCUGACGCGCGACACAACACGCGAGCGAUUCAGAUGUUGGAGUCGAACGGAAGAGGAGAAGCUGAAAGCGUCGAGCGCAGGGCGGAGCGGUGGCGAGACGACUUCGGCGAGGCGGCGACGGAUCGAGACUUACACUACCUGAGAGCAGUCGCACACUACAACGGAAGGGAUUACGAAAAGGCUCGAGCGGCGGCGUUCGAUGCACUGCGCUGCGAUCCGGAGUGUCGGCAGGCGGCGGACGUGCGAGAGGCGGCGGAGGAGGCGCUCGCGCGAGACGGUUUGGUCGCCGCGGGAGCGAUCGCGGCGGUCGGGCUGGCGGUGAUAGGGGCGGCCGCCGCGACGUCGAAAAGGUGA